Messenger RNA from Hypomesus transpacificus, 2401 nucleotides. It is a transcript of the gene txndc5, whose product is annotated as thioredoxin domain containing 5. The record is from RefSeq and is a predicted model, not a curated record. Gene Ontology annotation, molecular function: protein disulfide isomerase activity. Bases 221 to 1447 code for a protein of 408 amino acids. Gene Ontology annotation, cellular component: endoplasmic reticulum. Gene Ontology annotation, biological process: protein folding. The transcript is spliced from 10 exons. NCBI's taxonomy places the organism in Eukaryota, Metazoa, Chordata, Actinopteri, Osmeriformes, Osmeridae.
GACUGGGGAUGAGAAGGGUUUGUGUGAAGCCACUGAUCUGUACGGUAUCUGUAUCACAUAUUUGUCUGCAGUGAAAUUCCGAGAGACUCCCAUUUGUGUAGACCUAUCCAGUUAGGUACAGACCUGCAACAUUCCUGAGUAGUCAGCGACCAACUCAGAGUCUGGCCAACUGCUCGCACAUAGAGACCGGUGGCAUUAGCUAGCUCGCAAAGACGGGAACAUGGCCUCCAUUGCACUGAAUUGCACGCCUUUUUUGUUGGGUUUGAUUUACUGCACGUUACUUUUUGGAUCCGUUUUUUGCGACUCGGACACAGAAGAGGACGAACAUGUCAAGCAUACGUACACAGUGGAGAUGUUUAACAACGCUGUGCCCACCGCACCACACUUUGUCAUGUUCUUCGCUCCUUGGUGUGGCCACUGCCAGCGGCUGCAGAGCACCUGGAACGAACUAGCAGACAAGUACAACAGUAUGGCGUCGCCUCCCGUGUAUGUCGUCAAGGUUGACUGCACUCAAGAUGUCAAAUUCUGCUCCAACGUCCACGGGAUCAGGGGAUACCCCACGCUGGUUCUGUUCAAGCCUGAGCUGGAGCCGGUGAAGUACCAGGGUUCCAGGGAUCUGCAGUCUCUGGAGACGUGGAUGCUGAAGACCCUGCAGGAGGUUCCUGAGGAGCCGGAGAGUGAGUUGGAGCUCCCUAAGGUCCCGGAGGUCAAGCAGGGUCUGUACGACCUCUCUGCUGCCAGCUUCAAGGGCCACAUCGCUACAGGAUCUCACUUUGUCAAGUUCUUUGCCCCGUGGUGUGGUCACUGCAAGGCGAUGGCCCCCACCUGGGAACAGCUGGCCUCCAGCCUCGAGCACUCAGACACCGUCAAGAUAGGCAAGGUGGACUGCACGCAGCAUUACGAGGUGUGCUCGGAGAACUCUGUGCGUGGAUACCCCACUCUGCUGUUCUUCAGGAACGGAGAGAAGACAGAGCAGUAUCGGGGGAAGAGGGAUCUGGACUCCCUGAAGGACUUUGUGGAUGCCCAGCUGAAGGUGGAGGAGGCUCUUGGUGAGGAAGACGCCGCGGCCAACGAGGUGGAACUGCCAAACACAGAGCCUGCUGAAGAGGAGUCAGGUGUUGUGAUCCUAACAGAGAGCAACUUUGACGAUCUGGUGGCCAAAGGUUUCACCUUCAUCAAGUUCUACGCCCCCUGGUGUGGUCACUGUAAGAACCUGGCCCCCACCUGGGAGGAUCUCUCCAGGAAGGAGUUCCCUGGUCUGACAGACGUGAAGGUGGCCACAGUGGACUGCACCGUGGAGCGCUCGCUGUGCAACAGGUUUUCGGUGCGUGGGUACCCCACGUUGCUGCUAUUCCGGGCGGGCCAGCAGGGGGAAGAGCACCACGGGGGGCGUGACCUGGAGAGCCUGCAUGCCUUUGUCAUGAAGCAGGCCCGAGACGAGCUGUAGCAGGGACCCAGUGCCUUCCUCCACACCCCCCCUACACUGCAUAUCUGGCCAAUGGGAACGCUCUUAUCCCAUUCAAGCGCCAGCCCUUUUUCUCUAUCCUCAAAUCGGUUUAAUUAAGACUGCCAGCCCCGCCCUCCAUCCCUUACGUGUCACGCGAGCCACGACAUCUAACCCUUACGAACAGGAAGUGGAUGGCGUUUGAAUGUUUUACAUUUGUUGCCAUGACUCCGCAUUCACACAAACAUGUCUGAACCCCUGCCCCUCUUUUCUGAAACUGCAGAAAUGAGUUGUUGAUGAGUCGUGAUAUAUCAUGAACUGUAACUAUGUUACUGUGUUUGUCUGUGGGGGGGUCGACUCUGGCAGGACGUCCGGGGGUGUUGAGUGUUAAGUUGACGGUACUUUAUCCAUCCAGGUGACACACUUAACCCUCAGGGAUGCAUCUCUGCUGGCUAUAAGUCUCACAUCCAACUGCACUUUCAGUCUGUUUUAGAUUGUGUGGUCUUCCAUGGCGUUUUAAAUGUACGACAACAAAUGUAAGACUGAAUGUUCUGUUUUGUUUUUCACCUUGAUGCAGUCUAGUUCAGCAGGGGGCGAAGCUAGCCUUCAUAUUAUACGUCACUAGGUGUACAACUCAACAUCUUUAACUUUCUCAAGAGAUUGUCAGCCCAACUGACUGUGUGUGUGUGUGUGUGUGUGUGUGUGUGUCUGUGUGUGUUGGCUGUGAGAUCAUAUAACAUUUCAGCACUCAAUCAAUGGAAACAAAUGCAUCAUGAGGUUAACCACUUAUUGUCAUUAAAGUCUUUAUGAAUAUCACAUGGCUGAGGCAGACUCCAGUACAAAGAGCAGUAUUUUUCUUGUGAAUGAGUUGGACUCUACCCAGGCAUUUUUUUACACAAAAAGAAGAAUGGGGAAGUUGUAACUUGAGAUUUUGUAAUAAAAUGACUUUUCCAAAAA